Messenger RNA from Colletotrichum destructivum, 390 nucleotides. RefSeq lists its product as uncharacterized. The transcript has a single exon. The coding region runs from base 1 to 390 and encodes 129 amino acids. The record is from RefSeq and is a predicted model, not a curated record. NCBI's taxonomy places the organism in Eukaryota, Fungi, Ascomycota, Sordariomycetes, Glomerellales, Glomerellaceae.
AUGACGGACAUCCCUGCACUCAGCAGGCGGCUGUCCAGGUUUCUCGUUUCGGGCAGUGAUAGCCGCGACGACGUGCAGCAGUUGGCACGGCAAAGGGAAGACCGGGACGGUGCAAAAAUGCGACGGGGUAUGUUCAUCGAACCCACGAACGGACGGGAGGGGGACCUGCAGAGCCGCUUGGCGGUUUCUUUGAAAUGGACGUCUAUUCACGCGCCUCGUUGGGUGUUUUCGGGUGAACUGACGGCCGUAUGGUCGACCAACGACGAUCUGGGGCGCUGUGGGAGACGUGAUGGCGCCGUCUUCGGUUCCCACUCCAGCCCGUUCAGCUCGUAUCUUGCUAAGCAGACAGAGAGACAGAGGGAAAUGCCAUCCCAAGCCCAGCCCGAGUAA